Molecule: messenger RNA, 6897 nt
Organism: Cimex lectularius (bed bug)
Lineage: Eukaryota; Metazoa; Arthropoda; Insecta; Hemiptera; Cimicidae
Product: trichohyalin
Exons: 44
Coding region: 301-6810 (2169 amino acids)
Source: RefSeq, a predicted model, not a curated record
ACUCCGUCAGUCCGUUCCUAGCAUUCUCUCCAUUUCCCCGUGUAAUUUCCAUCGUUUAAUCCUGGCAUCUUUCAGAUGCCCGUGUGCCUAAUGAGUCAGUCUGUCCUACCCUAGUGAUUUUCUGUGCAUCCACCAAGUGAUUUUAGUGGGAGUUACUUUUUGUUUUUAGGUUUCUUCUUUUUUAAACGAAACAGUUAAUUUUUUUAUAAGAAAGAAAAUUGUCAUAGAGAUGGCCGGUGUCGACGAAGGGUUGUACGGUUCCUUCAGCUGAGGCAGAACCAAAAGUAGUUUUAAUGCGAGAUGCAACACGUAAAACCAACCUCAAAAGGUGACCCUCUGUGCCCUUUGGGGUUUCACCCUCAAGUCAGAUGGCCCACUAGGUGUAAAAGAUGCUUUAGGGAUUACAAGGAGCAUGGUAACAGAAACAAAGAACAAGAUUCACAGCUUAGAAAAGAUGAGCUUACUGUGUCUACACCUGUUUUAUCAUCCCUCUCAUCCUCGAGGAAUAGGAACUUGGUUUCAACUGAAAGCAAUAUUGGCACCCGCAACUGGACAAGUAGUUCCAAUCUUAGUACAUUAAGUAGUAGUAGCAAACCAAAUGAAGAUUCCAAUAGUAUCAGUGCGAGCUCUUCCUGGACAUCAAGUCCAAAUUUGGCUGAUCAGAAGGAGGUUUACAAGGAGAAAGAAUUGGUCACGGUCAGUUUUACACUGCCAAGAAGAAAACGUGAAACUAAAGAAGACAAAGACGAAGAAGAUGAUGCAAGACGAACACAAUUCACUAUACGAAGACGGACCACGCCUUCUACUGCAAAUACGAAUAAUUUUGAAUCAGUCACAAUUCCAUCAAGAAAUUUGUCAACUGGCACUUCCAGGUCUAGGACCCAGACUAAAGAUGAACCCAAACCUAAGCCAGAAAUUGACUUCAUGAUGCAGGUUAAGGAAAGUGCACGAGCAUCAUCUAAUAAAGAUACAAAAGAUGUCAGUAAACAUGGCUCAAGCAAGUCCAACAGACACUCAUUCCAUAAAGAUGACAGUGAUAAUGAAAGUAUUGCUUGCACUGAAUCUACCGAAACUACUAUAGUGAAUGAACAUGAACUUCAGGAUGAGAUUGAAAGUUUGAAAAAAGAGCUUGAAGCCAUGAAGAUUCGAUGUGAAAGAUCGGAACGUGAGAAAAGUGACUUUAUGCUUAGAAGACUGGCUUCUUCUGACACCGUAACAUCAAGAACUUCAGCAUCAGAAGUUCUCAAGCUACAACAAAAAGUUAACGAGCUUAAAAAUAAUAAUGAAGACUUAAGGGAUGAGAAGAAAAGCCUGAGCCAAAGAGUUAGAGAGUUAGAAAAUGACCUCGAAGCUAUACGAGCCUCAGGGGUACAAAAGGAAGUACAGAUACUCAGGGAAAAGCUACAUGCCUCUGAGAAACUCUGUGACGAGCUUACCGAGAUGAAUGAAGAGAUGAAAAAUGAAAUAAGAGAUAUGGAAGAAGAAAUGGAUGAAAUGCAUGACAAAUUUAGAGAAGAUCGAGCUGAUGAAUACACGUCUCUGAAAAAAGAGCUUGAGCAGCAAACAAAGAAUUGCCGAAUCCUUUCUUUUAAACUAAGGAAAGCGGAGAGGAAAACUGAGCAGUUAGAAGCAGAAAAGCUUGAGGCAGAAAGAAAGUGUAGAGAGGUGGCAGGUGGUCAAUCAGGGCUUGACAAAGUUGAAAGAAUAAAACAACUAGAACAUGAUCUCAGUGUAGCAAAUGAGGCUGCAGCUCGGUUGCAAAAGGAGCUGGAUGAUGUCCACUCUAAGCCCAAGCUGGUAGAUAAAGAAAAAAGUACCACUGUCAAAAAGAAAGCACCUAAACUUGCUAGUCUCCCUAAAACCCCUUCUGGAGAGAAAGUUUCAAGGGAGUCUUUGACAAGAGGGGACUCUCAGGAAGACCCGAUCCAACUUUUGAGGGAUUUACAGGAUUCGCUGGAGAGAGAGGCCGACCUAAGAGAACAGCUCAGAUUUGCUGAAGAAGAGAUUGUCCGACUGCAGGUGAAAAAAAAGCUUGCAAUAUUAAUACCUGAUAAUAUCCCUGAGAAAAGCCUUGGAUCAAAGACAUACCUAAAAAUUGAGCGAGAAGUUCAGAUUUGCCCAGAAUGUAAGGACGCUUCUGUGAUGGUGAUUGAGUCAGGAAAAAUGACUGAAACUAGAGAGACUCAAACAGAUACUAAAGAAUCGGAUAAAGUAGAUCCGUGUACAGAAGAAAAUGAACUCCUAUUAAAAAGAGAAGAAAUGUUGCCUUUUAUAAGAAAAAAUUGCCUUGUGAAAAAUAAGUGCAAUUUUCAAAGGAGCAACUCACUGCCAGACUUUUGUAAGAUUUUUCUUACAAAUAAUUCGACACAAACAGAACACAAAGAAUUUCCUUUUGGUCUGAUUCCCUGUCUAUUGCGUUUUGGAGUCUUUCUCCCCUACAGCCUUGCGUUUUCUCCAUUAGCAGCCUUGUUAUUGCCCUUAGCGAGAAGACUCAGCCCUUCACAACAACAUCUCAACCCAGAGCCAGUUGAGAAAGACGAAGGAAUUUCAGAUGAGGAUGAUCCAUCGGAACUCAGGAUUCUCUUAGAAUUGAAUGAGCAAGAAGCUGCAGUGCUCAGAAGAAAAGUGGAAGAACUUGAAGUAGAAAGUGACCACUUGAAAAAGAAGGUCAAAGACCUUCAAGAAAAGCUUAAUACUAAAUUGCCAACAUCUAAAAGAGAUACAUUAAAAUCUACAGAACCUGAAAAACGCAAUGGUGUUAGUGAACAAAAGAUAAAAGUGUUAGAAGAAGAAAUGAAUGAAUUGAGGAAGAAACUUAUAGAAAAAGAAAGAGAAUGUGAAAGGUUGCAUGCAGAAAUAUCGUUGGGCGUCAAAAAGCCUAAAACAAUUCAAAAGAGCAAGUCAUUAGAUGGAGACCAGCAAACAGUAGAUUUAAAGAGACAAUUGCAAGUUAUUGAAGCCGAAGCAAAUAUUCUAAGGACAAAGACACAAAAUCUUGAAAGUGAAAAUGAAAAGCUUGUCUCAGAAAAUAAGAAACUGUCACUAAUGUCGUCCAGAAGAUCGAGUUCUGUUGAGAGGCUAGAUUCUAAGAGUACUUUGGGCUCUUUGGAAAAACAACUUGAAGAGAGCAAUAAAAAAAUUAAAGAGCUUGAAGCUGCAGCAAACAAAGGAGGUAGUUCAACAAUUCCAAUCGGCGAAAUUGAAAAACUAAAGAAUCACCUCAAAAAGGCUGAGGCGGAGAAGAAAAAAACCGAGGAAGUGCUCAAGAGGCUUAAAGAUGAAGCUUUAGAGGACGUUUUGAAUUACUACCAAAAGCGAGUACCUAAAAAGCCGACUGACUUGUCGACUAAACUCCAACUCAAGAAGAUGGUAGAAGAGAACGAAAAUGAAAUUAGCGAAAUGUUGGUCGUCCUCAAAAAAACUGGAGGGCUGAAAAAAGAAAAAGAGGCUGAGCAAUUGAAAGAUGAGCUGGACAAGACAAAGGCUAAAUUGGAUAAGAUGAUCAAAGAAGCCAAAGAAGAAAGCAGCAAAAAAGACAUAGAAAUUUCUCAGCUCAAUAAAAUGAUAAAAGAUCUAGAGAGUGAUAAAUUAAAAGUCAAAAGAGAUUCUGAUAAAGGAAAAACCAGUUGGGAAAAAGAGAAGGAAACCUUAAUGGAAUCAAAAACCCAAUUAGAAAAAAGUAAAAAAGAAUUAACAGAAGAAGUAGACAAAUUAAAAUCAGAAAUGAAAAGAGCGAAGGCUGCCAAAGAUGAAGUGAGUACGUUGAAAAAGAAAAUUGAUGCUCUGACCAAAGAGUUAGAAGAUGAGAAAAAACAGAGUGCAGACUUGAAAAAACAACUUGAAGGUGCCCUUAAAAAUACUAAUGAAUCAAGCAAGCUGGCAGGAGAGAUGAGUGACAAAUCAAAGAAAAUCGAGGAACUGGAGAAAAAGUUAAAGGAAGUUGAGGAUAAACAGAAGAAGUCUGAAAAACUCGUUGCAUCCAAAAAAGAAAAAAUUACUAAACUGGAUAAGGAGAAUGAAGAACUUGGAAUUAGAAUAAUUGACCUUGAAAAAGCAAUGAAUAAUUUGGCAAGUGAGAAAAAGUCCUUACAGACCAAAUACGAUGAAUUGGACGCCAAAUUAAACGUGCUCACAGGAGAAUUAGAAACGAAAAAGGCUGAAGUUUUGCAAUUGGAAAAAGGCUUACAAAAUAAAGAGGAUUCAAAAAUGUCAAAAACUGCUUCUUCAAAGGCCAGUCAAGAAGUUGCUAGUUUGAAAGACGAGCUUGCAACAUCAAAGAAUAAAAUCAAGGAUCUUACUGAAAAAAUAAACAAGGGGGAGAAUGAAUUGAAAGAGACUCAGAACGAGAUGAAGAAGAAAGAAAGACAGAUGAAGAAAGAGAUAGACGAAUGGGAAAAGAAAGCUUCUGAAUUAGAAAUGGACCUGCAAGGAGCCAAAGGGGAAUCAGCGGCUGACCGAAAGAUGAUGGAGAGGUUGAAAUCCACACAGGAGAAAGAGAUGAAGGCUAAGGACAUCGAAAUUGCACAGCUGAGGACUAACUCGCUUACCAGUGGUAACAUCAAGGUUCAAGAACUGCAAUCUGAAAUCGACCGACUUGAAAUUGCUCUGGAGAGCGAGAAACACGAAUAUGAAGAGCUUACUAGCAAAUAUGAACAGUUGGAAGAAGAGCAUGUUAUAAUGAAAGCAACCCUUGUAAAAGAAAAGGAAAAGGCGCAAAGUAAAUUGGUUAAAACAGAAAAUGAGCUUCUGGAUAUCGAGGCCGAGCUCAAAGACUUAAGAGAAACUUAUACAGUUAAGCAUGAAAACUGGUUGAAGGAAAAAUCAAAAGCAGAAGAAAAGAAUAGUGAGUGUGACAAGUUACUCCUUGAAAAAACAAAGCUUGAAGCUAUCAGCAAGGAAAAACAGUCUGAAGUAGAACAACUGAAGAAAGAAACUUCAUUGCUUUCCCAGCAAAUUGAAUGCAUGAGAAAAGACAAUGAAGAUCUUAGAAGUCAAAUUGAGGAUUAUGACAAAGUAUCCAAAGUGCAGAGGAACAUGACAGCAGACAUGGCGUCAUUGGAAAAAGAGUUGAGAGAAUGUAAAACCAGACUGGUAAUGGAAGAGAAAGCAAAGAAGACAGAACUCGCUAAACUCAAGCAUCGCUAUGACCGCCGUAUCACAGUGAUUUCUGAUGAGCUGCUGAGUGUCCAAGGGCAGAUGGCCAGGUUCAAAAGAGAAAGAGACUCAUACAGGCAUAUGCUUGAGGCAGCUCAGAAGAACGGCACAAACAACAUCAACAAUUUAGAAGAUGGCGACGAUCCCAAAAACCACAUUGCCAGCCUGGAACAACAAAUAAGCUGCCUUGAGGAUGAGCUGUCUGAAUCUAGGGUCGAAGCAUCCAGAUUGAGGACAGAACUUGUUUCUGAGAGAUCAGCCUGGGAUGUUAAGAUUUCUGAGCUCAAUUCCAAACUGAAUGAGCUUGAGGAAGAGAAGAUUCUCAGUAGUGGUCGUACUAAAAUAACAGGUCUAAAAACAAAAAUGGAAUUGGCUUGGCAUAAAGAACGUGAAGAACAACACAGGCUGCUUCAAGAGACUUCAACUCUUGCUCGUGACUUACGCCAAACACUGUUUGAAGUUGAAAGAGAACGAGACAGAGAAAGGCUUGAAUCCAAGAGGAGAAUAGACCAAUUGAAGAAGUCCAAUGAAGAAGAGCAAGAAGAAAUCAGAAAGAAAGUCACAGAGAUGCAAUGCGACCUUCUUGAGUUAAGAGAUGCCCAUGCGAAACUGAGAACAACCAAUGAAAAGCUCAGGAGAGAAAAAGAUAAACUGGACAGAGAAAGAGACAUUCUGAGACAAUCGAUUGCUAUGAAGAAAAGGAUGGAUCAGGAAGAGGAGAGAAAUAUCAUAAGUGUAUUCCAGCUGGUUGAAGAGCUGACUCAUCUUGCUCCAGAUUUGUUCCCUUCAAAACCAAGACCACCUGUUACAAUGCCAACUCCUCCAGCAAGACGAAAGGGACCAAAAUCACGAGAAGCUUCUCCUCUCCUUGAAAGAAAAGAUUACAGCCGAGAAUCUUCUGUUGGAAGAGAUGAUGCAAAAUCACACGAAGUUCAGGAAAUUCUCAGAAGGCUAACCGAAGCGGCAAAUGAGUUGAAGAAGUCCCAAUUGGAUGACAGGGAUAGCAGGAUGAGGAGAUCGUUUAGUUCAUUCAGGUCGUCAUCAAUAGAGUCAGAUAGUGGCGCCGAACAGAAAGAAGUUAAGAAACGUGCAGUUUCAAAAAGGGGAAACAGUGGUCUCAGAAAAAGCAUAUCACUCGAACAGAGUUUAGCUCAAGAACAGCUUUAUGAAGAGACAGAAGGAAGCAUGACAAGUGUCCAGUCUUUGGAGGAAAUGGAGAAGUUUAGGCAUAGUUUGCUCAGGCGAGACCAGAGCCUUGAUAGCCGGCUUUCAGGAGGUUCAACUCAGAGUGAAGUCCUGCCAAGUCUGGAAAAGAAAAAGAAACUGGGCAUCUUUGGAAAGCUGAAAAAACUGACCAAGUCUAAAAGCAUAGACCAAGAUGGAAGUGAAUUGGGAUCCAGCAGCCAGCUCGAUCCUGGCUCAGACAUCAGUUUAUCAGAAGAUAAGGGGACCAUGAAAGACAAAUUUGCUGGGAUGUUUAAAAAAUCAGGCUCAUCAUCGAGAGGAAACAGCGUGGAGCGUAGUGUGAAGCAAAAAAGUUCAGCAGAAAGGCCGCUCACAAGCGCUACUUUAAGUGGGGGAGAUCUAAGUUCUUCAAGACCACUUACGAGGAAGCCACCAAGUUCAGCCCCGAUGCAACGAAAAGCAAAGAAAUAGAACAGGAUCAAAUAUUAGGAUAUUAACCAACCAUUUUGUACUGAAAUUUUUGUAAAAAAUAAAAUAAAAUGUUAUUAUAAAAAAUGA